Messenger RNA from Poeciliopsis prolifica (blackstripe livebearer), 1045 nucleotides. Its product is annotated as trypsin II-P29-like. Gene Ontology annotation, molecular function: serine-type endopeptidase activity. Gene Ontology annotation, biological process: proteolysis. Lineage: Eukaryota; Metazoa; Chordata; Actinopteri; Cyprinodontiformes; Poeciliidae. Bases 1 to 855 code for a protein of 284 amino acids. The record is from RefSeq and is a predicted model, not a curated record. The transcript is spliced from 6 exons.
AUGGAGACUUGCACAGAGCUUAGCAUGGACACAAAGAUGAAGGCCAGCAUGGAGGCUCACAAGCUGUUUAUUCUUUUUCUGUUCCAGCAGCCAUGUUUGUACCUAAUUUCUGAGAAAAGUCCUCAUUUUUCUUCUUCAGGGGUUUCAGUGAACUCAGUUGCUUCUCUGCAGAAGAGAAUCAUUGGAGGUCAUGACUGUGAUGACAAGGAGCGUCUUUAUCAUGUUCGACUUGUGAUGCUCAGAGGACCGGUCAUGGACUUCUGUGGUGGAUCUCUGAUGCACUCUGAGGGGAUCUUGACUGCAGCUCACUGCUGGAAGUCGGAGGCAGGAUGGUAUCACACAGCAAUGUCAAAAGUUCAUCCACGGACUGCUAAGCAGGAUAAUCAGUUAAUUGAACACCCUCCUGUGACCUAUACUACUGGCAAUGACCAUGACAUCAUGUUGCUGAAGCUUCAGAGACCAGUGACAGAUGUCCCUCCUGUUCAGCUACCAAAUUGCAACAAUCGUCUUAAAAAAGGCGAUACAGUUCAACUGGCAGGAGAGGGAGGAAAGAGAACCGGCCCCAAUAAUGAGCGAUUAACCCCAACUCCUAUUUCAUCACAACUUAAGUGUGUCGACAUGAAAGUUGCUGCAGGGAUGCCCCCAUCCGUACAGUUGUCGGGGCAUAUAUUUGGAACUGAAGCACCCAACAAGGAUAUAUGUUUUGGCGACUCAGGUUCAGGAGUGAUCUUCAACAACAUGAUUUAUGGUGUCAUUUCUGUUGGUGAUGUACAACAGGCAUGUCUGAAUCCAGUUGGUGUCAUGGAUGUGUGUGAAUACCUCGAUUGGAUCAAACAAACAACUGGGCUUAAAUAAAACAAAAUAUGAAAUAAAAUCUUAUCAAAUUUCCUCUCAGAUACAAUUUUAUAGCUGUGUCUUGAUCAGUUUACUCAACGGGUUUCUAAAAUUAAGAUGAAUUGAUAGUUUUGUUUUCUCUCACCUGAUCUUGACCUCCCUAAUGGAGCAUUGUCUUUCUCAGAAAUUAAAAAUAAAUGAAUGAAAGAAA